Mus caroli (Ryukyu mouse) is the source of this 3721-nucleotide messenger RNA. The record is from RefSeq and is a predicted model, not a curated record. Lineage: Eukaryota; Metazoa; Chordata; Mammalia; Rodentia; Muridae.
AAUUCGGUUGGAGGCGGGAUUGCAGGCGGUGGGCGGGAGGCUGCCAACGGUUUUGCAAGCUAGUGUCGCGCUAGGGAGGGUGGCCUUUGGUCUUUCUCUGUGGAGGGUAUGGGGCUUGGGGACAGUCCUCCUCAUCUUGGCAAACCAGGGCCGACAUGCUCAGAGUAGUCGGAGCCAGGUGGUUGCGGUAGAGAAUCCCAGGCGGCUGGUUGCCCGGUGUGUGUCUGCGCGCGCGCCCCUUUUAUUGAGCUUUCUUAGUGUGGGAUAGGGAGGAAUUCUAUGGACCUCUGCUGUGGCUUUUUUUUUUUUAAUCAGGAAGGAUUAGAGGGGAAAUCCAAGGAAGUCGACUCUGGGUGGGACAGGUGAAGUAGAGGCAAAAUGGGGGUGUUGUGGCAUUGAAGUCUUGCCUCUUUCUUCACUAAAACCAAUUGAGGGACAUACAUUGGGCCAGCUUUGGUUUGAGGUCUGUUUCAGUUUGCAUUUUGAGUGUGGUAAAGAAAAGCUAACCAUGGUUAACCCGUGCCGAAACUGAUUUGCAAUUUCCAAGACCCUAGUUAGGAGGAAGGAACUGCAGCGGUUCAGUCUCCCUGCAUGCAGGUCUUCUGACUUUCUGCCUUGCACAUCUGCUUUUAACCGUUCCCAGGAGUUGGGAGAAAGAAUGUAUUUGCCCUCUCCAUGGUCGCUGGAGUCAGUGGACACUCCUCUAACCAGAAAGCUCCUUUGUUGAGGACCCAAAGUGUCUUCCUCCCUUCCAAAUCUUUCUUCUUUGUGAGCUUAUUCACAAGUUUGGACCCCUCUCAGAACUGAGGCAGGAGUUCCCAGUCCCCUGCUGAGUCCAGUUGUCUCUUCACUGCACAUGGCGACAGCAGCCCCCAGUCCCAGUUCUCCUCUCCGACCGCAGGACCUCCUGAGCGAUACGUCAGAGCCUCCUGGGUUGAACCAGGUGUCCUCGGAGGUGACCUCCCAACUGUAUACUUCUUUGCAUCUCAGCCGCCAAGCUGAGGCCACGGCCCGGGCCCAGCUGUAUCUAGCUCCCACCUCCUCACCUCCUAAUGAGGGCUUAGACAGCUUGGCUCAAGAACUGAGUCGCAGCUUGUCCGUUGGAUUGGAAAACAACUUGAAGAAAAAGGAUGGGUCUAAGCACAUCUUUGAGAUGGAAAGUGUUCGGGGUCAGCUUCAGACCAUGCUCCAUACCUCCCGUGAUACUGCCUAUCGAACUGGUUCAGAGAGACGGGAAGAGGACUCCUUUGACAGUGAUAGCACAGCUACCUUGCUCAACACCCGGCCUCUGCAGGACCUGUCUCCAUCCAGCUCCGCCCCGGCACUGGAGGAGUUGUUUCCCCGCUACACCAGCCUUCGGCCCGGCCCCCCCACCAACCCCCCAGAUUUCCAGGGGCUGAGGGAUGCACUGGAUGCAGAGCUUACACGAAGAAAGCAUUGCGAGCGCCACAUUCAGAGCCUACAGACUCGCGUGCUUGAGUUGCAACAACAGCUAGCUGUGGCUGUGGCUGCUGACCACAAGAAAGAUCUCAUGAUUGAACAACUUGACAAGACUCUGGCUCGAGUGGUGGAGGGCUGGAAUCGCCAUGAGGCUGAGCGGACAGAGGUGCUGCGGGGACUUCAAGAGGAGCGCCAGGCAGCAGAACUCACCAGAAGCCAGCAGCAGGAGACAGUGACCCGCCUGGAACAAAGCCUUUCUGAGGCCAUGGAAGCCCUGAGUCGGGAGCAGGAGGGUACCAGACUACAGCAGAGGGAGAAAGAGGCCCUGGAAGAAGAGAGGCAAGCCCUGACUCUGAGGUUGGAGGUGGAGCAGCAGCAGUGCCGGACCCUCCAGGAAGAGCGGGAUGAGGCUAGGGCUGGGCAGCUCAGUGAGCACCGGAAGCUGGAGGCCCUUCAAGUUGCUCUACAAGAGGAAAGGCAGACCUGGAUCAAGCAGGAACACCAGCUGAAGGAACGCCUUCAGGCACUGCAGGAGGAAGGCCAGGCUCAGCUGGAAAGAGAGAAGGCCAGAUAUGAGAGCCAGCGGAUCCAGAUGGAGUCAGAGCUGGCUGUACAGCUGGAGCAGCGGGUGACUGAGCGGCUGGCAGAGGCUCAGGAGAACAGCCUGCGGCAGGCCGCCUCCCUCAGGGACCAUCACAGGAAGCAGCUACAGGAACUGAGUGGACAGCACCAACAGGAACUGGCCGCCCAGCUGGCUCAGUUCAAGGUAGAAAUGGCUGACCGGGAGGAACGCCAGCAGCAGGUGGCUCAGGACUAUGAGCUCAGACUGGCAAGGGAGCAAGCUCGAGUGCGUGACCUGAAGAGCGGCAACCAACAACUGGAAGAGCAGCGGGCAGAGCUGGUGGAGCGGCUCCAAGCCAUGCUGCAGGCCCACUGGGAGGAGGCCAACCAACUGCUCAGUACCACGCUUCUGCCUCCCAACCCGCAGGCUCCUCUUGCUGAGCCCUCCAGCCCCGGGCCUCUGGAGCCAGAGAAGGGGGAGAGGAGGACCUGGGCCAUGCCUCCCAUGGCUGUGGCUCUGAAACCUGUGUUGCAGCAGAGCCGAGAAGUGAAGGGUGAUGUGCCUGGAGCUCCGUCUGUCCUCUGCAGCACCUCCCCGGAUCUGAGCCUCCUGCUGGGACCCCCUUUCCAGAACCAGAACUCCUUUCAGCCCUUGGAACCCAAGCCUGAUGUGACUCCACCCACAGCUGGGCCCUUCUCUGCAUUGGAGGCUUUCACUGCUGAUGACAGAGCCGAACGCCCGUUUCCUGAGGAAGACCCGGGAUCUGAUGGUGAUGGGCCCCUGAAAGCAAGGCUGCCACCUGCUUCUCAGCUUGAAGGCCUCAAGAAUUUUUUGCAGCAGCUGCUGGAGACAGCGCCUCAGAGCAAUGGAAACCCCUCAGCCGACCUGUUGCCCCCUAAGGCUGGCUCUCGGGCUGUCUUGUCUUGGGAGGAGGCCCCUCAAGUGCCCCGACUUCCACCUCCUGUCCACAAAACCAAAGUUCCCUUAGCCAUGGCGUCAAGUCUCUUCAGGGUCCAUGGGCUUCCCUCAACCAAUUUGCAAGGCAGUGGUCUCAGCACUGGCUCCCCAGAGAAAGAUGGGCUCAACCUGGUGGACGUGUCUGAGCUGUUACGCCUGUACCAGGCUCGGGGUUGGGGUGCCCUGCCUGCUGAGGACCUGCUCCUGUACCUGAAGAGGCUGGAACACAGCGGAACUGAUGGCCAAGGGGAGCUUGUCCCCAGAAGAAACACAGACUCCCGUUUGGGUGAGAUCACUCGGAAAGAGAUCCCCUCCCAGGCUGUCCCUCGACGCCUUGCUUCAGUCCCUAAGACUGAAAAGCCUGCACGGAAGAAAAGUGGGCAUCCCGGCCCUAGCAUGAGGAGUCGGGGCGGCAUCUGGAGAUGAGGCCCGCCCUUCUCCUCUUCUGCCACUCAUUUUAAUUAGUGCCCUGCAGUCUGUCUGUCUCAGAGGAAUCUGGAAAAUGGAGAUUUUGUAGGAAGCUACUUUGUGAAGAAACCUUCCAAAAUUGUUUUAGUAUUUUAGAAUAUAUUUGUUUUCUAUGAGAAAGCCUAUGGAGCCUUUGAGGCUGGUGUGUGACUAGAUGUCUGAGUUGCCCUAGGCUCAGGGAUGCUUGCAGUGGUUAGAUGCCCCAUAGUAGAAUUAUGAGUGAAUCUUUUCUUUUUGUAUAAUUUAUAUUUUGUAUAUUUUCUGAAAUAAGUAUGUAUUACUUUAGUAAUAAAA